Molecule: messenger RNA, 156 nt
Organism: Entrophospora candida
Lineage: Eukaryota; Fungi; Glomeromycota; Glomeromycetes; Entrophosporales; Entrophosporaceae
Source: the annotation of a GenBank genome assembly
AUAAAAGUUGCAUCAAAUACAUUGAAUGAAGCUUGGAAAUUUGCACAAUUAAAUGGACCAGGCUGUCCAAUCAUUGAAAAACCUCAAAUACAUAGAAACAGAUAUCCAGAAAAAUCAAAAAAACAAUUUGAAAUGUUUUUUUCUGAUAAGUCAAUU